Messenger RNA from Triticum dicoccoides, 2208 nucleotides. Its product is annotated as probable fucosyltransferase 8. NCBI's taxonomy places the organism in Eukaryota, Viridiplantae, Streptophyta, Magnoliopsida, Poales, Poaceae. Gene Ontology annotation, cellular component: membrane; Golgi apparatus. The coding region runs from base 245 to 1990 and encodes 581 amino acids. The transcript has 2 exons. Gene Ontology annotation, molecular function: galactoside 2-alpha-L-fucosyltransferase activity. The record is from RefSeq and is a predicted model, not a curated record. Gene Ontology annotation, biological process: cell wall biogenesis; xyloglucan biosynthetic process.
CAGAUCACAAGGGAGAGAAGUCCAUGCCCCAGCGGGCACACGUCGGCAUCACUCGCCCCCUCCUCCCAUCUCUUGCCCGCGUAGCUUCCCGCAGUUUGACCACCUCCAAGCAGCCACCAAGCAGAACUGCACAAGAGAGGAGAGAGGCCGGCACAAGCGAAGCCGCCAUACACAAACUGGAUCAUAGACAGGCGGCCAGCGGAGGGGGUCAACAGGCAGAGCGAGCGGCGAAGGGGCGAGGGCGAUGGACAUGAAGCGGGCGCGGAGCCCCCGGGCUCCGGCCGACGGCGGCGACGACGACAAGAGGCGGGCUGCCAGCGCCAAGUGGGGCGGCGCCGUCCGGCCCAAGAUGGUGCUGGUCGGGUUCCUCGUCACCCUGGCCCUCCUCGCCUUCACCUUCGGCGGCCGCCCGGUCGCCCUCCCCUCCGCCCCCUCCUCGCCGUCCUCCGUCCCCAAGGCCGGCGGCCGCCACGUCGUCGCCGGCGCCGGCGGCAAAAGCGCAACGCCCAAAAAGAACGUAAUCCCUCCGAAGAACGUAACCGCGCCAGCAGCCACAACUCCGUCGCCGUCGCAGGACAAGCUCCUGGGAGGGCUACUCUCGGCGGCGUUCGACGAGUCCACCUGCCAGAGCCGAUACAAGUCGUCCCUGUACCGUAAGCCGUCGCCGUUCCCGCUCUCCCCGUACCUGGUGAAGAAGCUGCGCAAGUACGAGGCGUACCACAAGAAGUGCGGCCCGGGCACGCAGCGGUACCGGACGGCCGUCGAGCAGCUCCAGGCCGGGCGCAACGCCGACAGCGCCGAGUGCAGGUACGUGGUGUGGUUCCCCUGCAACGGCCUCGGCAACCGCAUGCUCACCAUCGCCUCCACCUUCCUCUACGCGCUGCUCUCCGGCCGGGUCAUGCUCCUCAACGUGCCGCCGGAGCAGGAGGGCCUCUUCUGCGACCCCUUCCCGGCCACCUCCUGGGUGCUCCCCGGCGGCUUCCCCGAGGGCAACCCCAUGAAGCUCAACGUCGGCGCGCCCGAGAGCUACGUCAACAUGCUCAACAACGGCGUCAUCCGGCACGACACGCCGGCGGCGUCGCUGCCGGCGCACGUGUACCUCCACGUCGAGCAGACCCGGCUGCGGCUGUCGGACAACAUCUUCUGCGACGACGACCAGCGGCUGCUCCGCAAGUUCACCUGGAUGAUCCUCAAGUCCGACAGCUACUUCGCGCCGGCGCUCUUCCUCACGCCCAUGUACGAGAAGGAGCUGGCGCGGAUGUUCCCGCAGAGGGAGGCCGUGUUCCACCACCUCGGCCGCUACCUCUUCCACCCGACCGACCGGGUGUGGGGGAUCGUGCGGCGCUACUACGAGGCCUACCUCGCCCGCGUGGACGAGAAGAUCGGCUUCCAGAUCAGGAUCUUCCCGGAGAAGCCGGUCAAGUUUGAGAACAUGUACGACCAGCUCACCAGGUGUAUCAGGGAGCAGCGCCUGCUGCCGGAGCUCGGCGACCCGGCGUCCCCGGCGAACGCGACCGGCGACGACGGGAAGGUGAAGGCCGUGCUGAUCGCGUCGCUCUACUCGGGCUACUACGACAAGAUCCGGGGCCUCUACUACGAGAGCCCCACCAAGACGGGGGAGAUCGUGGCGGUGUACCAGCCGAGCCACGAGGAGAAGCAGGAGUACGCGUCCAACGAGCACAACCAGAAGGCGCUGGCCGAGAUCUACCUCCUCAGCUACUGCGACAAGAUCGCCAUGAGCGCCUGGUCCACCUUCGGCUACGUCGCCUACGGCUUCGCCGGCGUCAAGCCGUGGAUCCUGCUCCGCCCCGACUGGAACAAGGAGGUGUCCGACGUCGCGUGCGUCCGCUCCACGUCCGUCGAGCCGUGCCUGCACUCGCCGCCGAUCCUCGGGUGCCGGGCCAAGAAGGAGGUGGACGUGGCCCGCGUCAAGCCCUACGUCCGGCACUGCGAGGACGUCGGCUUCGGCCUCAAGCUCUUCGAUAGCUAAACAUGACAUGGAGCUAGGAGCGUGUUCUGUUCAGUUUCUACGUUCGGACAACAGCAUAAGUGAAGGUUUUUCAAUUCUUCUUCUCCUCCCUGUGGAUUAAUUAGGUGCCCUCUUGCAUUCGUUUCGUACUGUAUUUAAAUUCGUUCUUUGUACAACAUGUCGCGUAAGUACGUACACGCGUAUACACAUUACACUGAUCACUAUUUGACCUCCGGCUA